Molecule: messenger RNA, 2370 nt
Organism: Macrobrachium nipponense
Lineage: Eukaryota; Metazoa; Arthropoda; Malacostraca; Decapoda; Palaemonidae
Product: golgin subfamily A member 4-like
Exons: 1
Coding region: 1-2370 (789 amino acids)
Biological process (GO): regulation of cilium assembly
Cellular component (GO): centrosome
Source: RefSeq, a predicted model, not a curated record
AUGUUUGCUCUACUUAUCAUAGCUUUUUGCUCACUUAUGUUAGUUGCCUGUGGAUUGCUUCACUCAAUUGUUGAGGACCUGAUGAUGCUCUGUUUUGCUGAAGGACCUUUGAGUGGACCACUGGAUUUAGACUUUAUAGCUGAGGAACCUGUUAUUCCCGAAAUUGUUGUUGACGAACAGAUGAACUUUUGGACGUCAGGCUGGACCGUCGCCAUCACCUGUAUGGGUGUGGCCUUGUUGGCUGGCCUGGCGGUGACUGCUUACCUGAGAUACCGACGACGAGGAAAUUACAUUCACGAACUGGUAGAAGAUCUGGAAAUGGAACGAACCGAGGUGGCCAGACUGAGAGAUCGUCUGGAAACUGAACAAGAAGGAAACUUGAAGACGCAGGAACGCCUGAACAAGAUGACCCAAGACGUCCAGUUGUUAGGACUCCAGCGAGGACUUCUGGACGCUGAGAAGAUGAUGCUAGUAGACGUUCUGGAAAAGAGUAAGCUCCAGGAAACUGAAAUGGAACGUCUCUUGAACGGAGCUAAGGACCAGAUCGAGUUCCUACAAAAUCAAAUUGUAGAGAAAGAUCUUUUGAUUGAACGGAACGCGUUGGAAAGUAAAGAAAUGGAAAGUCGUCUGGAAGAAGAGGAGAAAGCGAGAAGCAGAGACAUCCAGAUUUUGGAAAAAGAGAGGAAUCUCUUCCAGGAGUGGAUGGAAAGCGCUCUGAAGGAGGAAAAAGAGCUCGCCUCGAGACUAAAAGAAGCUGAAGCCACCAAUCGAGCGUUGGCUUCGGCGAAUGAAUGCUUCAAGAGGGCGAAUGACCAAAUGCGAGAAGCUCUGGAAGAAAAAGAGAAGGAGAUCGACCUUCUGGAAAAUUUGAAAGAAGCAUCUGCACAAAAAAUAGCUGAUCUGCAACAGAUGAAUGGCGAUCUCGAGAAGGAAAUGGAAAAGAAUCACGAUGAACAGGAGAAGAACAGAAUUUUGAACGACGAAGUUCAGCAAAUGAGAAAUUGGGUUGCUGAACUAGGCGGUCAAAAUGCUAAGAUGGAGGACGAACUUUCCAAUAAAGAACAGGAAAUACAUUCACUAAAGGAAUCUCUAGGAAAUGAAAAAGGAGAGAAUAGAAUUCUGACGGAAGAAGUUCAGCAGAUGAGAAAUUGGGUUGCUGAACUAGGAGGUCAGAAUGCUAAGAUGGCUGAGGAACUAGCCAAUAAAGAACUGAAAAUAAAUUCACUGGAGGAUUCUUUAGGAAAUGAAGAAGGAGAAAAUAGAAUUUUGAAAGAAGAAGUUCAGCAGAUGAGAAAUUGGGUAGCUGAACUAGGAGGUCAAAACGCCAUGAUGGAGGAGGAACUGGCUAAUAAAGAAUUGAAGAUAAAUUCACUUAAGGAUUGUUUAGGAAAUGAAGAAGGAGAGAAAAGAAUUUUGAAAGAAGAGGUUCAGCAGAUGAGAAAUUGGGUAGCUGAACUAGGAGGUCAAAACGCCAUGAUGGAGGAGGAACUGGCUAAUAAAGAAUUGAAGAUAAAUUCACUUAAGGAUUGCUUAGGAAAUGAAGAAGAAGAGAAAAGAAUUUUGAAAGAAGAGGUUCAGCAGAUGAGAAAUUGGGUAGCUGAACUAGGCGGUCAAAACGCCAUGAUGGAGGAGGAACUGGCUAAUAAAGAAUUGAAGAUAAAUUCACUAAAGGAUUGUUUAGGAAAUGAAGAAGGAGAGAAAAGAAUUUUGAAAGAAGAGGUUCAGCAGAUGAGAAACUGGGUAGCUGAACUAGGCGGUCACAAUGCUAUGCUGGAGGAGAAAUUGGUCAGUAACGACCAGGAAGUAAAUUCACUGAAGAAUUCUUUAGAGAAUGAAAAGGAGAGGAACAGAAGUUUGAUUGAAGAAGUUCAGCAGGUGAGAAAUUGUGAAGCUGAACUAGGAGGCAAAAAGGCCCAGUUGGAGGAAGAGUUACUUGACAAAGAACAGGAAAUAAAAUCACUGAAGAAUUCUUUAGAAAACGGCAAAGAGACCAACAGAAUUCUGAGAGCCGAAGCUCAACGGUUAAGAAACUGGGCAGCUGAAGUUGAAAGUGAAAAGGCUGAAGUAAAGAAAGAGUUAGUUGAGAGGGACCAGGAAAUAACUCUUUUGAAGAAUGGUUUAGAAAAGGAAGAAGAGAAAUACAGAAUUCUGAGUGAGGAACUCGAGCAGAUGAAGGCGCAGCUCGCUGAAGUGGAAGGCACGAAUUUAUAUAUUAUAGCUGAAGUGACCCAAAAGGAUAAAGUGAUAAAGUCCAUGGAGAAUGCUCUAGAAAACGAAAAGGAGAGGAAUAAAGAGUUAAAGAAAAAAUUGCUGAAGCAAGUUGAAAGACUUGAUCACAUCGUAGCAUUCGCCCAAACCAUGGACAAAUAA